Molecule: messenger RNA, 1126 nt
Organism: Talpa occidentalis (Iberian mole)
Lineage: Eukaryota; Metazoa; Chordata; Mammalia; Eulipotyphla; Talpidae
Product: keratin-associated protein 11-1
Exons: 2
Coding region: 287-859 (190 amino acids)
Cellular component (GO): keratin filament
Molecular function (GO): structural molecule activity
Source: RefSeq, a predicted model, not a curated record
UUGUGAUGAAAAAGAUCCUUCCUGCCUAUCAAACCUUCAGCCUCCCACACCUGCUGAAUUCAUUUUACCCUCCAUUGCUCGGUCUUGGCGAAGGCUUCUCAAGAUACAAUUAACCUGUAGAUUCACAAGAUGUUCAAGGGCAAGCUGAUCUGAGGCAAAGAAGCCAGGAAGACCAGGGCGAGCUCCCCACCCACCAGCAAGGAUAUAUAUAAAAGCUCAGGAGCCAGAAGUGACAUUCACAUCCAGGAGCCAACUUCAGCCAGCCACCCUCUGCUCUGUCUACACCAUGUCCUACAACUGCUCCACAAGGAACUACUCUUCCAGGUCAGGAGGACGCUGCACUGUCCCAGUGACCACCGUGGCCACCACGUCUACUCAGGAUGCCGAGGGCCUGAGUGGCAUCUAUCUGCCCAGUUCCUUCCAGACGGGCUCCUGGCUCCUGGAACACUGUGAGGAGACCAGCUGUGAGCCCAGCGCUUGCCAGCCAACGUGUUACUCGCCAACUGCUUGCGCCCCCAGCCCUGGCCAGGUGACCUACACUAGACAAACCACCUGUGUCUCCAAUCCUUGCUCAACUUCCUACAGCCGGCCAAUCACCUUCGUCUCUAGUGGUUGUCAGUCCCCGGGUGGCAUCUCUAAUCAGUGCCAACCAAUGGGAGGCAUCUCUACUGUCUGCCGGCCAGUGGGGGGAGUCUCCUCUGGCUGUCAAUCACUGGGAGGAGUCUCCUCUGGCUGUCAGUCAAUGGGCGGAGUGUCCUCUGUGUGCCGACCUGUGAUCUCCUCUGGCUGUCAACCAACCUGCGGGGUCUCCAGGAUGUACCAGCGAUCCAGCAUGUCGAGCUGCCGAAGAACUUGCUGAGUGUGUGGGAGCCAGUGAGGGAAUCAAGACUCCAUGACCUGCCAGCUGUAUUUCCAGGAUCUUCCAGCAAGUUGCCUGCCCCCCAAAAAGCUCUUCAUCGCUGACCGCUGUUCAACUGCCUGAUGGCUGGCUGCUAGCCCUGCACAGGCUGCCUCGGGCCAUCUUUAAGAUGCUUCUGGCCGGCACCAAGCUGAUUUUAAGGACUGACCACUGGUGGCGCACACGCCUCUGUAUGUUUCCAGUCAAUUUACCGCCUGUGCCCCAGUU